AACCUUCCUCAGGCCUGUCCAAUGGGCACUUAGCGAAGGCGUGCUGCCCGCGAGGUGGGAUUCGAUGCGGACAACCCAAUAGGCUUGGAGCAAGCGACAUGACAAGCACCUUCUGCAACCAAUGAGCGUGUCGUGCGGGAUGUGACGUAUAUAUCAUCGGCCGGUCGGCUCUGGGGCUGUCGGAGGAGCUUAGACGUCGGCUCCUCUUUUCUCGCUGGUUUGCCCGAGGCCUCGAGCGGGGGGCGGUGAUGAAGCGAGUCUCUGGGGCCCCGUCCUAGGGCAGCGGCGGCGGCGGCUGCGAGGCACGCCAGAAGCGUGACCGAGGAGGGAUUGUUCCACAAGCUGGCUGCCACCACCACCAAAAAGACCCUCCUCCACAUUGCUGCAAGAUGGACUUCAGCAGGCUGCAACACAACCAAGAGGGCCUCAUGCAAAGUUCUUAGAGAGCGGGCAAGUCUAUACGAGGAAAGGUGUUCAUUCAGGGUCCAUCUUUUCUACUCUUGCCAACCACCCACUAAAGCUGUUUAAAUGAGAAUGUCCUUGGCGCAGAGAGUGCUGCUUACAUGGCUCUUCACAUUGCUGUUCCUGAUCAUGUUAGUGUUGAAAUUGGAUGAAAAGGCACCAUGGAACUGGUUUCUCAUAUUUAUCCCAGUUUGGAUAUUUGAUACUAUUCUUCUAGUUAUGAUAAUUGUAAAAAUGGCUCGCCGUUGUAAGUCUGGCUAUGACCCUCGAAAUGGUUCCCGUCACCUCAAGAAGAAAGCUUGGUACCUUGUAGCAAUGCUGCUUAAGUUGGCCUUCUGCCUCGCCCUCUGUGCAAAAUUGGAACAGCUUGCUGAAAUAAAGCUAGCUUAUGUCUUUAUUCCCUUUUGGGUGUUGCUCAUUGGAGGGAUAAUAGAACUUGGAUACAACAUCUUCUAUGUACGAAGGGAAUAACUUGUCCAUAGACUGGGUUUAUCCCUUUAUCAGCCAGCAUCACAUUCCUUAACAACAUUAGCUUGCUAUAAGUUUACAGCACCCAAAGGAACUACAAGUAACAGCUGUAUGUUGACAUUCUAUAUGCCGUUGGACUAGACUCUUCAAUGUGUGGAGCACAGCUAUCUGAUUUAUAUGUAAAUACUGUAAAUAAAUCAUCAAAAUAUU
Molecule: messenger RNA, 1140 nt
Organism: Podarcis raffonei (Aeolian wall lizard)
Lineage: Eukaryota; Metazoa; Chordata; Lepidosauria; Squamata; Lacertidae
Gene: TMEM60
Product: transmembrane protein 60
Exons: 3
Coding region: 529-933 (134 amino acids)
Source: RefSeq, a predicted model, not a curated record